Dictyostelium discoideum AX4 is the source of this 3651-nucleotide messenger RNA. RefSeq lists its product as hypothetical. The transcript is spliced from 3 exons. The record is from RefSeq and is a predicted model, not a curated record. Bases 1 to 3651 code for a protein of 1216 amino acids. NCBI's taxonomy places the organism in Eukaryota, Evosea, Eumycetozoa, Dictyosteliales, Dictyosteliaceae.
AUGAUUUUUAAAUUAUUAAUUUUAUUAAUUUUUAUAAAAAUUACCUUUAUAAAUACAUUAAUAACAAAAAGUUAUUACGUUAAUAAAUCAGGUAGUGAUUUCAGUGGUAAUGGUACAAUUGAUAAUCCAUUCAAAAGUUUAUGCAACCCUUUAUUAUCAAUAAUAAAUGAAAUUAAAGAUCCUUAUACAAAUGUUAACGUUUUUAUUGGGAAUGGAUAUUAUUACAACUUAAAUUGUACUAAGAAAUUUAAUAAUAAUAAUAUAAAUAUAAUAUCAUUUUCACCUUAUAAAGAGAACUAUAAUCAAAGUGAUAUAACUAUAUCAAAUUUUAAUUUUCAAGUGAUAAAUAGUAUUGUUCAAUUUAUCAGAUUGAAAUUAAUAUAUGAUAUAGAAAACAAUGGUUUAGAAAAGAUAAAGAUAAAUGAUAAUGCACAAUUGAUAAUAUCAGGUUGUGAAGUCACACUGGAAAAUCAAUUAAAAAGCUCCUAUUUCAUUCAUUCUAAUAGAUCUCACAUUGGCAUAAUAAAUUCAAAUAUAAAAUCCUCUUCAAAGAUUAUGUACAUUGAGGAAGAUAGUAGUGGACAAAUUAGGAAUUGUAUAUUCAAAGAUAUAAUAUCAAAUCAACAAUCAAUUGUAGUAAUAGAUAGUUACUUAAAUACAGAAGAUGUAAUUUUUGAAAACAUUUACUCGAUUGGAACUAGUUUUUUAACUUCAAAUUCUAGCACCGUAACAUUUAAUAAUUGUAGUUUUUCAAAUUUAAUUAUCGAUGGUUUUCACCCAUUUUCAACAACUUCAGAUUCAUUAAUUAAUUUUAGUGGAUUUACAAUCAAAAAUUCAUUUUUUCAAAGAGGAUUUCUAAGAAUUAAAAAUUCAAAUACAUCAAUUGAGAAUGGAGUUUUUUUAAAUAAUAAAGCGUAUGGGUUUAAUUUAGAAACAGAUUCUUUGAUUAUUAUAGAGGAUAGUGAUGUCGUUGAUAUAUUUGAUUGUAGUUUUAAAGUAAUGAUUCAAUCAUCAACAUUUAUAGAUAAUAUUAGUACUUUUUUAGUUUCAAAUAAUAGUUUUGUCUUUGUUGUUGAUGUUGAAUUUUCAAAUUGUAAAUCUUCACUUUCAAAGUUUUUAUUCUCCUUAUAUCAAUCAAACUCACUUUUAGAUAGAAUUUCAAUAUUUUCAAAUUCAUUUAUGGGUUCAGUUGUUCAGUGUAUUGAAUGUUCUCUAACUUUUGAAAAAUUAAAAUUUCAAGAUAAUGAAUUUUUUAAAAAUCCAUUAUAUUUUAAUGAUGAUGAUGAUGAUAUUAGUGAUUAUAAUGAUAAUGAUUUUCCAAGUGCUGCAAUCAAUAUUAAAGAUGGUCAUUUAAAUAUAGUAAAUUCAACUUUUCAAUCAAAUAUUCAUUGGUCAAAUAAUUUAAUUAGAAUAAAAGAAAAAAGUGAUAUUAAUUUUACAAAUACAUUAUUUAUUAAUAAUGAAAUAAAAAAAGAAAAUUUUAAUUUAAUUUCAAUUGAUUACUCAAUAUUAAGAUUUAAAUCUAUAAAUUUUAAAAACACAAAAACGAUUAGUGGUGCAAUUGGUAUUUUUAAUAAUUCUUUAUUUGGUUCAACUAAUUCAAAUUAUUCUAAUAAUUAUUGCUCACAGAGUGGCUCUAUUUUUUAUUUUAAUAAUAAUUCAAAUUUUAUCAACUCUACUACAAAUGCAAAUGAUGAUGAUGAUGAUGAAUUAACAAAUAAUACAUUCACUAAUAAUCAUGCUAUAAUAUCUGGUGGUGUAUUAUUCUCAAUGGAUUCAAUAGUUUUAGAUAUUCAAGAUGAUAAAUUCAAUAACACAUUUUCAAACAAUAGUGCGUUUUUUGGAAAUAUAUAUGCAUCAAAUCCAACAUCAAUUAGAGUAGAAUUACCAUCAACCACUAAUUUAAGAUUAGAAUCAACUAUUAAAUUAUAUGACCAAUAUGAAAAUUUAAUUAUACGAAAUGUUUAUGAUAUUCAAGUUAUAGUUACUAUGAUUAAUAAUAAUAAUGGUUCAUCAACAUCUAUUAUUAAAACAUUUAAUACAGCAAUUAAAAAUGGUUUUGGUUUAUUUGAUUUUUCAUUUAAAACAAUUGAUAAAAAUGGUGAAUCAAUUUAUAUCUAUAGUAACUAUUAUAAUUUUACAAUUUAUACCAAUAUAUCAUUACCAAAUAUUCCAAAUUAUAAUGGCACUUUUAUAUUAGAUUCUUCAAACCUCUGCCCUCUUCAAUAUCAAUAUUACGAUAAUGGUGAAUGUAAAUUUUGUCCAGUAGGUACUACCCUCUCAAGUUUAUUAUAUGCAAGUGGUAAAGCAUCAUGUGUAAAUUGUUUUUCAAAUACUGUUUGUUUAGGAUCAAUGGUUUAUACUUUUGAUAAUUAUUACUUAUUAAUUGAUAAUAAAACAGCGAUUGGUACAUAUCAAUGUCCGGUGGGAAUGUGUGGAAAUUAUGGUUCAUGCAUUGCUACUCAAAAUACAGGUUUAUUAUGUUUAGAAUGUGUUGAUGGAAACAGUAAAAAUGGAUUCUAUUGUUGUUCUUCAAGUUCUCCAUGGUUAAUUAUAGUUUACAUUAUUUUUAUUAUUUUAUUUGGUUUAUCAUUUUCGUUAAUUAAAUAUUGUGAUAGAUUAUCAAUUUCAAUUUUUAAAUCAACAAUUGUAUUCUUUCAAAUUAAUUCAAUGAUUUUCUAUGCAUAUCCAGGUUUAUACUUUAUUCAAUUGUUUAGAUUCUCAAUUGAUUUCAUUUCGAACAUUUGUAUUUUCAAUAAAUUUAAUUACAUUUAUAAAUCAAUGCUUACAUUAAUAUCAAUUAUAAUUGUUAUUGGAUUAUCACAAACUCAUAUUUCAUUAACAAUUUUAAUUAAAUUAAAUUUAUUCCCUAAAUGGACUAAAAAAUUAUUAUUAAAAUCCAAAAAAUUAACAAAUAAUUAUAAUAAUAAUAAUAAUUUUAAUUCAAUAUAUAAUUUAUAUUUAAUUUUAUUUCAACCAAUUAUUUAUAAUUUAAUAUCAAUAUUAUCAGUGAAAAAUAUAAAUGGUAAAAAGUUUUUAUCAAUUGAUCCAUCAACAUCAUUUUUAGAAAAUAGUCAUUUUAAAGUAGUAAUUUCAUUUAUUAUUAUAAUUUCAAUUUUAUUAUUAUUAUCAAUACCAGUUAUUUUAAUAAUUUCAAAUUUUAAAAAAAUUAAUUUUUUAAUUAUUAAAAAUUAUUAUUAUAAAAAAUCUUUUAAAUAUUGGGAUUUACUUUGGUUAUUAAUUAAUACUUUAAUUUGUAUUUUCAGUAUUACUCUAUUAUAUUCACCAAAUCACCAAAUUAUAGUAAUUUUUACAAUAGUUUCAAUUUUUUCUUUUUUAAAUUAUUAUUUUGAACCUCAAAGAAAUCCAAAAAUUUAUCAAUUUGAAAAUUUUAUCAAUUUAUUACGAAUCAUUAUUAUAUCUAUUGUUGGAUCUUUUGUUUUUCAAUCAAUUCCUUUAAAAUUUAAUGAUUUAAUUGUCAAGAAAUAUAAUGAGUGCGAGGUAGGCUGGAUUAUAAAAAACCGUCACUUUCAUCUUUUAUUGUAUAUACUUAAAAAAGAUAUUGAAAAAAGGGACCAAUUCACAGAAAAAUUAUUUUAUAAAUUUUUAGAAGGUAAUAGUGAAUUAGAUUUACUUAAAGAAAUGUUUUAA